AGCACACCCACUCUACAGCGCCAUUAAACUAAAACAUCCCUUCUUCAACCAACCCCCUCCCUCCCUCUAAAACUGAGACACAAUGGCGUCUCUUCAAGCCUCACUGCGAUCCAAUCACAUUCAUCCCACGCAAAUCCCCAGAAGCUUCCUCACUCAAAACCCUCUGCUCAAGCUCUCAUUCUCCGGUACCAACUUCCCUUCCCUCAAACUGAAAUUCCCGGGCACCGCCACCAGCCGCCGAUCCAAUGGCGCCCUCGGGGCUAAGAUGUCGGCAACCGCCGCCGCCAGCUACGCCCUCGCCCUUGCCGACGUCGCCAAAGCCAACAAUACCCUCGACGACACCGCCUCCGACAUCGAGAAGAUCGAGGAAGUCUUCUCCGACCCGCAGGUGUUCGGCUUUUUCUCCAACCCAACCAUCGAUCUCGAGAACAAGCGCAAGGUAGUGGAGGAAAUCGCGGCCUCCUCGAGCUUGCAGCCCCACACUCUCAACUUCCUCAACAUUCUAGUGGACGCCAAGAGGAUCGAUCUGAUCAAGGAUAUAGCGAAGGAGUAUGAGUUCGUCUAUAACGACGUAACGAAUACGGAGCCAGCGAUAGUGAGUUCGGUUGUGAAAUUGGAAUCGGAGCAGUUGUCGCAGAUAGCGAAGCAGGUGCAGAAGCUGACAGGGGCGAAGAAUGUGAAGAUUAAGUCCGUGAUCGAUCCGAGUUUGGUGGCCGGAUUCACCGUCAGGUAUGGGAAUUCUGGAUCGAAGUUGAUUGACAUGAGCGUGAAGAAGCAACUCGAGGACAUCGCAGCUCAGCUUGAUCUGGGUGACAUCACACUCACUGUAUAAGCCAAUUUAGCUACUGUUUAUGGUUUAAUUCAAUUGCGCUUACCUUUUCCCCCUUCUUGUAGUUACAUGCGUGUGUUUGUGGAAACAAUUUCUGGGUUUUAAAUGGUGAGAUUUUGCUGCAUAUAUUA
Messenger RNA from Prosopis cineraria, 960 nucleotides. Its product is annotated as ATP synthase subunit delta, chloroplastic-like. The transcript has a single exon. NCBI's taxonomy places the organism in Eukaryota, Viridiplantae, Streptophyta, Magnoliopsida, Fabales, Fabaceae. Gene Ontology annotation, cellular component: chloroplast thylakoid membrane. Gene Ontology annotation, biological process: proton motive force-driven ATP synthesis; photosynthetic electron transport in photosystem I; photosynthetic electron transport in photosystem II. Bases 83 to 832 code for a protein of 249 amino acids. Gene Ontology annotation, molecular function: proton-transporting ATP synthase activity, rotational mechanism. The record is from RefSeq and is a predicted model, not a curated record.